Messenger RNA from Cherax quadricarinatus, 10819 nucleotides. NCBI's taxonomy places the organism in Eukaryota, Metazoa, Arthropoda, Malacostraca, Decapoda, Parastacidae. The record is from RefSeq and is a predicted model, not a curated record.
CUAAGUGACCUCUAUUCACUAAGUGACCUCUUAUGUGCACUAAGUGACCUUUUUGUAUACUAAGUGAUCUCUGUGUGCACUAAAUGACCUGUAUUUACAUUAGAACUAUCCUCUUAUUCCUAACAUCACUCCACACAUUACCUAAGUACUGUAUGAAUCUUAUGGGUCAUAGUUUUCAAUGGUAAUAAAUAUUCAGAAAAAUGUAUUCUGGUUAAGUACUUCAUAGUUUAUAUGGAAGAUUAUUAAGUCAGUGUUCAUUAUGUCUGAAAAGCUUAAAAAACAGCAGGUUCAGUCAGCACACACAGUUCUGUCAAAAGACAAACUGUAUCAGUUUUCAGAGUGUCUGAAAGACAUUUCACAAAAAACUCAGCAAGUAUCGCAUUUGGGAAUUAAUAAGAGUAAAAAUACUUAUCAUUGUUCAGUAUGUCUACAAGGCUUUUCCUGUAAGAUUACUUUAAUAAUGCACCUGAAGUCUCAUGCUGGGGAGACACCACAUUGUUGCUCUGUGUGUCUUAAAGGCUUUUCCAAAAAACUUAAUUUAAUACAACACAUGAGAAGUCAUACCGGAGAGAAACCGUAUCAGUGUUCAGAGUGUCUGAAAAGAUUUCCUUUAAAAACUAAUUUAAAACAGCACAUCAAAAUUCAUUCUGGAGAGAAACCAUAUAAAUGCUCAGAGUGCUUCAAACACUUUAACAGAAAAGCACUUUUAGAAGCCCACUUGAGAACUCAUACUGGAGAGAAGCCAUAUCAGUGUCCACAUUGUCUAAAAGAAUUUUCCCAACAUCCUCAUUUGGUAACACACAAGAAAAGUCACACUGGAGGGAAAACAUACCAGUGUGCAAUAUGUUCGAAAGACUUUCCUGUUAAGUUCAAUUUGGUAAGACAUAUGAGAGUUCAUACUAAAGAAAAACCAUAUAAAUGUUCAGAGUGUCUAAAAGACUUUGCAGAAAAAUCUACUUUAUUAAAACACACCAGGAUUCAUACCGGAGAGAAACCUUAUCAGUGUUCUGAGUGUCUAAAAGUAUUUGCUGCCAGAUCUAGUCUAGCAAAACACAUCAGAAUUCAUUCUGGAGAAAAACCUUAUCAGUGUUCAGAGUGUCUAAAAGCAUUUGCAGUUAAAGAUGGUUUAAUAAAGCACUUGAAAAUUCAUAACAGAGAAAAACCAUAAUGAUGUUCAGUGUCUAAAACAAUUUUCAGUUAAAUCUAUUAUAAUACAACAUAGAUAGAAUUCAGAUUUAGUACAAAAAAUAGUAACGGAGAGUUCAUCAGUUUUUCAAUUUCUAGAGAGUUCUUACAAAAGCAAAAUUUAUUAAACACAUCUGAAGCCAUAUGAAAGGGUAAAUUGUACUGAUGUGCACCAUUAUUACAAGACAUUACAAUAGUGGGGCCUACUUAUAUAACAUGUUCCAGGCUACCACCGGAAUGCCAUUUUUUCCACUUAUAAAUACAAGAUAACAAGUUUACACUAAUAUAUAUUAAGUUAAUAAUAAUAAUAGUAAGAAGAAGAAUUUAUUUUGACAUGACACAUGGUUGUACAAAGGAAUAUAAUAGUUGGGUGUACAUGCCAAAAGCCCCAUUGUAUGCAGAGCAUUUCAGGCAAACUUAAAAUUAACUUAAGACUAAUAAGGCAAUAACAGUUCAUAUGGUCAUUAGAUGAGUUACAAUGAGUACAAGGGAAUUAGGUAAUGCUCUAUGGCUGUAAUAAGUCUAGUAGAGCAGUUCAAUAUAAAAUAAUUACAAUUUUGAUAUAGUUUAUAAAAGUAUAGUAUUACAAUUUAGAACAUGUUAAAACAAUUUACAAUAUGAAGAAUUGCAAUUUAGUACAUUUUAAAACAAUGAGAUUGAAACACUUAUAAGUUUGAAGUAAUGAGGACAUGGUUGAGCAGUCAUCAGCAGUAUACAAUAAUGAAAUUGAAAUAAUUUUAAGUUUGAAGUAAAUUGUCAAAUAGAUGAACAGUCUUAAAUUAUUUAUAAGUUUUUUUGAGUAGCUUUGGAGUAACUGGUAGGUAUUAAGUAAAGUGUUUGUCUGGUUAAUUUUGGGUGAUGAGGUGAUUUCUAAGUAGGGCCUUAAAUUGAUCUGCAGGCAGGGGUCCUUUAGUGUGUUCAAGCAGUGAAUUCCAGAUCUUCGGGCUCUUUACAUGUAUAGUAUUUUUGAAUAGGGAGAGAUGGACACAAGGGAUAGAGAAGAGUGAUUUGUUCCUUGUAUUGUGGCUGUGUGUUCUGUUAUAGUUAUUGAGGAAGAGUUCAAGAGGAGGAUUUAUAUUUGAGUAUAGUGUUCUGUGUAUGUAGUAGGCACAAUAAUAAGUGUGGAUGUUUUGUAUAUUAAGCAAGUUAAGACUCUUGAAAAGCGGCAGAAUAUGCUGUCUAGUGCAGGAGUUAGUAAUCAUUUGCACUGUAGCUUUUUGUUGCAUUAUUAAAGGUUUAAAGUGAUUUGCUGGGGUUGAGCUCCAUACGCAAAUACCACAGGUGAGGUAAGGGUAAACGAGAGUGGUAAAGAGCAAGAAGAGCCAUUUGGGGUACAUAGUACCGUAUUUUUCAUAGGAUGCCUACUGUUUUGGAGACUUUCUUGGAUAUUUGCUGUAUGUAGGUCUGGAAUUUGAGACUGCAGUCAAGGUGAAGACAUAGAAAUUUGCUCUCUGUGUGUCUUGAAAUGGGUGAACCAUUUGUCAGUAUGUUUAACUGUACAUAUGAAGCUGUUUCCAAAUAGCAUGAAGUAGGUUUUGUCUCUAUUGAGAGUAAGUUUGUUAGUAGUCCAAGUAUGCAUAAUUGCAUUGUUAGUACUUUUUUCUCAGCCUAAAUCCAAACUGACGGGUUAUGCACAUUGUGGGAUACUAAGUAGGAGUCGACUUGUUUGUGAAUUAAUAUUUCAAAGAUUUUAGAUAGUAAGGGCAAAUUUGAUAUAGGCCUAUAGUUGUUCAGUUCCAUUGGAUCACCUCCUUUGAGGAUUGGUGUGACCCUUGCUGUCUUAAGUAUGGAUGAGAAGGUGGAAGGUUCAGUGGAUCUGUUAAAGAGAGUUGCAAUAAUUGGUGACAACACAUGAGAAGCUUUUUUUUUUUUACAUGAGUGGCGGUAAGUUAUUUAGGUGUCCUAUCUUGUUCUUUAGUGUUUUGAUGAUGAGCGAGAUUUCAGUAGAAUUUGAGUUUGGGAUUUUAGUUGCUAGCUUUGUUCCUACGGUCGACAAAAAGACAUUAAGUUUAUUGGCAGUCUGUUGGCUAGAGGAGAGAUUCUUCUGGUUUCAUUAAGUUAAUCACUCUGUUGUGAGACAGCUUUUUAUAUCCUAGAAUUUCAGGUUUUCCAGGUCUUUUUCAUAUCACCUUUUAUGUCAUGAAAUCUGAUUUAGUAAUAGUUUUUUGACCUUAUUAAAUUAGUAUUGACGAGUAAUGUUUUGCCAGAUCUUUUGUUAUUAGACCCAUUCUGUACUGUUUUUUAUAUAGAUGAUUUUUAUCAAUAGAUUUAAGGAUGCUAAAAAACCAUACCACGAGCGGAAUUUGAGCCCACGGUCAGAGAGUCUCAAAACACCAGACCGUCGCGUUAGCCACUGGGCCAGCUAGUCACAAUAAGAUUCAUCCAACUAGGUAUAUUUCUACACCAUAGGAAGGUUAGCAUAGGCACCACUGUGUCCACAAAUGCAAGUUUUUACAGACGAAUCUCCAGCUAGCGUGGCCGUGACGAACUCUAGCUCAAGUCCCCUCAAAGCCGUUAACAUGACUCACGAAAUCGUAAUGACACAAUUGCAAACAAACCAUACCAUACCGCGGGUUCAAAUCCCGCCCGUGGUAUGGUUUGUUUGCAAUCGUGUCAUUACGAUUUCGUGAGUCAUUUAAGGAUGCUGUUUGUAAGCCAGGGGCUGUUUAGUCUCUUUGCUAUGAUCUUCUUAGUUUUUAUUGGGCAAUGCAUGUUAUAGAGAUUUUGGGUUGUUUAUAAAAAAAUAUUAACACAGUCAUCAGUAUUGAGGUUGACUGCUAGCUCAUUCUGCCAGUUGAUGUUACUUAAUGCUGAAAUAAAGUUAUUUACAGAUGACUCGUCAUGUAGUUGGAAGGUGAUUUUAGUUGUGUCUUGAGAAUUUACAUAAGUUGGUUAUGAGAAAGGUGGGAUAGUGGUCAGUGGUGUUAUCUGUGAUUAUGCCUGCUUUUAAUGGGGAUAUAGUGUUUGUCCAGAUAUGAUCAAGUAAAGAGGCAUUUGUCUCGGAGAUUCUUGUAGGUUUUCAUAUAGUUGGCAGAAGCAAGCAGCUGCUCACAUUGUUUGUGAAUUCAGUUACAUGUGGGUCAUAAUCAUGGAUGAAGUUAUGUUGAAGUCCCCUGUAAGUAUCAGGUGGUGGUUAUUCAUCUCUGCAUCAGUUAUCAUGUUUCUUAGUCUUUCACUAAUGAGUACUCUUUAGAUUGCUCCAACUGUUAAAGGUUUUUUAAGGUCUUUGGAUUUAAAUUUAGAAAAUAUGUAUUCACCAUAUUCAUCCCUUGUGCAAGUAGAAUUUAUACAUUCAAGUUCAUCAGAGUAGUAUAUAGCUGUGCCACUUCCUAAUUGGUCUGGCCUACAAUUGUGUAAGGCCGUGUAGCUAGGGAUGGCAUAGAUGUUUGUAACAUCAUGUUUUAGCCAUGUUUCAGUGAGAGUAAUGAUAGACAUACUGACAUUUAGAGAAUUGAGUAGUGCUUGGAGGUCAUCAUAGUGUUUGCUUAAUUAUCUGACAUUAUAAUUGAAUACUGUUAUGUUAUUGUUGGCACUGAGUAGUGUCUUAGCCUGACUGGCAGUGUAAUAAAGGCAUUUAUUGUUAGGAUCAUAUAUGUCAUUUAAUAAGAGGUUAAUAUCAGGACCAUCCCUUAUUGUGCAAGAAAGGUAUAAAAUACCAACAGUAUGUAAGUUAAGACACAUGUGCAACAUCUGGAUAUCUUUAUUGUAGACGUUUCGCCAUCCAGUGGCGUUAUCAAUACAGAUUCUAGGACAUAAUUAGAAGACAGUAGAACUAUAUACAAAAGUUGAGGUAAUCAGUCUCUCAGCCUUGGAGUUAAUGUUUACAGCAUCGUGGUGGUGGAGAAUCUGGAGCAAAGGCAAGGAGACUGGUGGUUAUAUAGGCGUCAGUGGAUAAGGACAUGUAGCAGACAAGGGCAUAGUCACUGGUAGGCGGAAUUCCCCAGUGGAAGUAGGUCCUACCCAAAGGGAUGGGUUAGUUGUAGUAGCCGUGAAGAAGGUCUUGUAGAUGUCCUCUGAACCAAGAUUCCAUGAUGUUGCAGUGUCUGACAAGUUGUGCAAGAAAGGUUUAAAAUACUGACAAUAUGUAAGUUAUGACACGUGCAACAUUUGGAUAUCUUUAUUGUUGACGUUUUGCCAUCCAAUGGCUUUAUCAAUUCAGAUUCUAGGACAUAAUUAAGAGACAGUAGAACUAUAUACAAAAGGUGAAGUAAUUGGUCCCUCAGUCUUGGAGUUAAUGUUUACAGCAUCAUGGUGGUGGAGAAUCUGGAGCAAAGGCAAAGAAUAAAGAAUUUAAUUUAAUUUAAUUUAAUUUAAUUUAAUUUAAUGUUUGCACUCGUAUGACUAAUGCAGGAUUAAGGAUGUAUAGCUAACAGAAAAGAUACUAUUACUAUUAAUAAGGUUGAUAUAAUGACUGACAAGUAUUAAAGCAAUAUUGCACACUUUUAGGAUUCAGUAUUGCACCGAAGGUAAUAGGAAAAUUUAUAAAAGGCUGUACAAAGUACUGGUAUGCAAAGAACUAUUCUAAAAGAUUAUACAGAGACUAAACAAAUAAUAAUACAAAAAAUAUAAAAUGGACAGAUAGUAAAUAUGGUAUUAAACAAAUUUAAACAGUAAGGUUUGACUUAUAGCACAAAAUUUAAACAAGUAAUAACAUAUAAAAGAACAUAGAAUUCACUGUUUAGAAUUCACGGCUUCAGGAAGUCACAAUUUUUCCUUGGAACCUAACUAAUAAUUGUUCGUGGAAAUCCCCACAAAUUUGCGGAAUUUUGGGGGGGCUUUUUUUCAUAGCAGUAUAUAGUUAGCAAUAGAAAAAGGCAUUAAAAACAAUAAAAAGUAAAACACACGCACUGUACAGUCAUUACUUACCUUAAAAUAUUUGUAGUCUUAAUGUAGGGUGAGAGGUGAGUAGUAAUUAUUUUAAGAGGUCAGGUGUGAGAUAAGAUAAGAUAAGAUAAGAUUUCGUUCGAAUUUUUAACCCCGGAGGGUUAGCCACCCAGGAUAACCCAAGAAAGUCAGUGCGUCAUCGAGGACUGUCUAACUUAUUUCCAUUGGGGUCCUUAAUCUUGUCCCCCAGGAUGCAACCCACACCAGUCGACUAACACCCAGGUACCUAUUUGCUGCUAGGUGAACAGGACAAUAGGUGUAAGGAAAACGUGUCGAAAUGUUUCCACCCGCCGGGAAUCGAACCUGGGCCCUCCGUGUGUGAAGCAGGAGCUUUAGCCACCAGGCCACCGGGUAGGUAUGGUAGUCAGGUAUGGUAGGUAUGGCUACCUCACCCACACGUAAUAUACAUUUAAAGUACCCUAGAGUGAUAGAAUGCAUAUAUAUAUAUGUUCAUUACUUACCAUAAGAUAUUUGUAGUCUUACUAUAGGGUGAUUGGUGAGUAAGCGAGGUAAAAUGAAUAAAUGAGAGAGGACAGAGACAUGGAGUCUGUAUACAAGCAGAUGAACGCAUCUGGUUAUGGCUGAUACACAAUCAUUUCCAUGAUUGUGAAUCUUAUACCAUAAUGCAAACACUUCACAUUGUCUCCACAUUGGUACAGUAGAACAAAUAAAGAGCAACGCUCCCAUUCUCUUGUAACAGACUGUUUUUAGAAGGAAUGACACUCUGAGUGAAGGCAUACGAAAGAAAUAAUUUUCUACAGUUACCCCCAGUAAUACUAUUCUGUAUGCACUCCCAGCAUACAUCAGGGGGAUUACCAAUAGACCCCUGGCUGUCUUCAAGGAGGCAAUGGACAGGCACCUAAAUUCAGAACCUGACCAACCGGGUUGUAGCUCGUAAAUUGGAUUAUGUGCGGCUAGCAGUAACAGCCUUGUUGAUCAGGCUCUGAUCCACCAUGAGGCCUAGUCAGAGACCAGGCCAUGGGGGCGUUGACCCCCAGAACUCUCCAGGUAUACUCCAGGUAGGUGAGUGUAAGGGUCUCAUGCCCACGUUCCACCUUAAUUAAGAGGCAGUUGUGGGUGAUACAUGACACCUGUAUCCAACUUAACAGGAGGCAGUUGUAGGGAACUCAUGUCACCUGUAUCCAUGUUAUCAUUAUGUGGGUUUGGAACCCUUGCAUCCUACCUACCCACCUUAUCAGUAGAAAGGGUAUUUUUCUUAAUUUUACCAUCUAAGAAUAUUAUGCGCUAAAAAUACUCCAGAUAAAGCUUCCUCCCCAAAAUUAAUAUUUUUAAAGCUGUUUGUUUUUAAAAUCAUUUUAAAAAGACCUUUAAUAGGAUGUGUCAAUGACAGAGCAAAUAAAUGCCCCUCUCAUGGGACACGUUUACAGUAUGUAAAAUUUUGGAAUGAGGUAUUGCCUAAAAUGUAUUCUUGGUAUAUUGAAACCUGUGGCAAAGUUUAAUUGUGCUGUCUUUGAUGGAGAUUCAGUUAUGGGUGAAUAAACAACGAAGUAAACAAAAGCAUUAACAUUUCAUAAGAAAAUAUUUUCAUUUUAUGUAAAUGUAAUUUGCAUACCUGCCAUGAGCUCCAUAACAAUAGCUGAGUGGUUGAAGUAAAAUUUAAAUAGCAUGUACAAAAUAUAUCAACAUUGAAGACUAAAGUGAUGGGAAGAAGCAUUUAUGUACAAAUUAUUGCAUGGAACCCAUUUUCCAGUUUUCACGAAUUAUUUUAAUUAAUGAAAAUAAGAUACCAGAUAAACUAAGCAAAUUUCCUAAAUUUGCUUGUAACAGAUAAGUGAACUGUGGAAACCCAUCAGUUACACAACCCAGGACAACAUGGGUUUAGAACAGGUCGCUCCUGUCUGUCUCAACUAUUGGAUCACUACGACAAGGUCCUAAAUGCACUAGAAGACAAAAAGAAUGCAGAUGUAAUAUAUACAGACUUUGCAAAAGCCUUCGACAAGUGUGACCAUGGCGUAAUAGCGCACAAAAUGCGUGCUAAAGGAAUAACAGGAAAAGUCGGUCGAUGGAUCUAUAAUUUCCUCACUAACAGAACACAGAGAGUAGUCGUCAACAGAGUAAAGUCCGAGGCAGCUACGGUGAAAAGCUCUGUUCCACAAGGCACAGUACUAGCUCCCAUCUUGUUCCUCAUCCUCAUAUCCGACAUAGACCUGUACUCCCUGGAACGCAGGCGGGAGAGAUACAUGAUUAUAUACACCUGGAAAAUCCUAGAGGGACUAGUACCGAACUUGCACACGAAAAUCACUCACUAUGAAAGCAAAAGACUUGGCAGAUGAUGCACCAUCCCCCCAAUGAAAAGCAGGGGUGUCACUAGCACGUUAAGAGACCAUACAAUAAGUGUCAGGGGCCCGAGACUGUUCAACUGCCUCCCACCACACAUAAGGGGGAUUACCAACAGACCCCUGGCAGUCUUCAAGCUGGCACUGGACAAGCACCUAAAGUCAGUUCCUGAUCAGCCGGGCUGUGGCUCGUACGUUGGUUUGCGUGCAGCCAGCAGCAACAGCCUGGUUGAUCAGGGGCUGAUCCACCAGGAGGCCUGGUCACAGACCGGGCCGCAGGGGCGUUGACCCCCGAAACUCUCUCCAGGUAAUAUGUUGAUAUAAAUCCAUAUGUACACCUUUUGGGGCCUAGUUCCUAGGCCUUUUGUGUGUCCAUAUGCUCUGGUGCUGCUGUCCACAAGAUGGAUAUGGGGUGCACAAUAAACUAGCCACUUCUGUGGCAAAAUCUAAUCUUUAAUAAAAUUGGCAAGUUGGCACCUAUGCAGCUCAAAACCAGUCUAAAAAUUUCUUUAAGAAACUCUAGCAUUUGGGUUGAAGCCAAUCAGAAAAAACAUUCUUCCAUUACACAUGGAAACUAACUUGACAAUAAACCUUUCACAACCCAAAGUCAAAGCAAAAAUUCAGCUAAGCUCACCAUCAAUGAAUGUUUGAAACCGAUCACAAGAGGUAUUCUUCAGGACUCACGUAAUGACACGAUUGCAAACAAACUGUACCAUGGGUGGGGUCUCAGAAGUCUCAAAACUCCAGACUGUCUGACCGCAGGUUCAAACUCCACCCGUGGUAUGGUUAGGUAUUCUUCAGGUCUUCUUCAGAGUUAAGCAAUUUUAAGUUUAUUACCUGUCUGGUAUUCCGAGGAUCAACGUCCCCGCGGCUCGGUCCACGAUCAGGCCUCCCGGUGGAUCAGUGCCUGAUCAACCAGGCUGUUACUGCUGGCCGCAUGUAUUCCAAUGUAGGAACCACAGCCCAGCUGAUCCAUCACCGAUUUUAAGUAUUUGUCCAGCUCCCUCUUCAAGGUAGCCAGGGGCGUAUUGGUAAUUCCCUUUAUGCUUGGUGGGAAGCUGUUGAGCAGCCUUGGGCCCCAGACACUCAUUGUGUUUUCUCUUAAUGUACCAAUGGUGCCCCUACUUUUCAAUUGGGGUAUUUCGCACUGCCUUUCCAGUCUUUUACUUUUGUUGGAAAUGAUUUCUGUGUGCAGAUUAGGGACUAUUCCAUCUAGGAUAUUCCAAGUGUAGAUUAUGAUAUCUCUCUCUCGCCUGCAUUCCACCGAGUACAAGUCAAGUGAUUGAAAGUGCUUCCGGUAGUUAAGGUGUUUGACAGAACUUAGAUGUACAGUAAAGGUUCUAUGUGCACUCUAGAUCUGCAGUUUCACCUGCUAUGAAUGGAGAUGUUAAUGUAUAGCAGUAUUCCAGCCUAGAGAGAACAAGUGAUUUAAAAGGAUCAUCAUUAGUUUGGCAUCUCUUGUUCUGAAUGUUCUCAUUAUUUAUCCUAUCAUUUUUUUUUUUUUUGCAGUUGUGAUAGUGGCAUUGAUGUGAUCCUUGAAAGUGAGAUCCUCAGACAUUACCACUCCCAGGUCCUUUACAUUACUUUUCCACUCAAUUGUAUAAUUAGAGUUUGUAGUAUACUCACUUCUAAUUAUUAUCUCCUCCAGUUUUCCAUAACAGAGUAGCUGGAGAUUUGUAUUUAUUGAACAUGAUAUUGUUUUCCCUUGCCCAUCGGAAAACUUGGUUUCUAUCUUUUUGGAGGUUAACAGUGUCCUCAGUGGAUGACAGUCUCAUGCAGAUCCUAGUAUCGUCUGCAAAGGAUGACACGGUGCUGUGGAUUACAUCUCUGUCUCUGUCUGAUAUGAGGAUGAGGAACAGUAUGGGGGCGAGUACUUUGCCUUGUGGAACAGAGCUUUUCACUAUGGCAGCUUCCGAUUUAACUCUGUUUACCACUAAUCUUUGUGUUCGAUUGAUUAGAAAGUUGAAGCUCCAUCUGCCCACUCAUUUUGUGCACUAUUACACCAUGAUUGCACUUGUCAAAGCUUUUGUAAAGUCUAUGUAUAUUACAUAUGCAUUAUGUUUGUCUUCUAGUGCAUCAAAGGCCAUAUCAUAGUAUAUGUUAGGAUAUUCAUAAUUUUGCAGCUACAAAAUCUAAACUAACUGGGUUCCAUCGUAUCAAUAAGGUGCAACACUGAUUAAAGAUUGAAGCUCUUUAGAUGAGGCAUUUUCAAAAUAACUUUGCCAAGUUGGCACCUACACAGUCAAAAUACAUUAGCAAUAUAUUUUCUUAGAUGCACCAGUGUAGAAAAUUUGAAACCAAUAAGAAGAGCAUUACUUAAGUUAUCCCACUGAAACAAAAUCUGAGUAUGGUUAAUAUAACAUUGACCAGAGGCCUUCAGCACCUGGCAAUACUUGCACAAGUGUUUUUAUAUCAAUAGUUCAGCAGUACUGGAAAGUUUACCUGGAGUAUAC